Molecule: messenger RNA, 1283 nt
Organism: Daphnia pulex (common water flea)
Lineage: Eukaryota; Metazoa; Arthropoda; Branchiopoda; Diplostraca; Daphniidae
Exons: 4
Coding region: 126-1193 (355 amino acids)
Source: RefSeq, a predicted model, not a curated record
UUGCUACGCAGUCUUUGUGCUUCUCAGCGGUAAUUUUAUUAGUUUAUAACAUUAUUUCUAAACUUUUGUUGUAGCAAGUGCUAAAAAAAAUUCAUUUUAGGAAUUACUGCUAGUUGUCUUGGAAGAUGGACGAAAAAAUUCAAUGGGUGGAGCCUACUAUGACGGCUACUCCAGCCUCGUCUGGUACAAGCGCACCUGUUCUGACGGAAUCCGACGUGAAUACUUGGCGGGAGAACGGGUACUGUUUAGUGAACGAUCUCUUUCCUGAGAACCUGUUAAAACUGGUGGCAAAUGAUUGCAACAAUGUUUUCCCAUCACCGUUAUCCGAAGAAGCAAAAAAAAUUAAUUAUUACGGAGGUUUCGUCAACUUCCCGUCGACUUACGACUCGGUUAAUCAAUUACCGCUGCACCCACGCAUGAUGGCCGCUGUGGCACAAUUGUUCGGCAUGAAGGACCUCACUGACGUCCGUCUCACUCAGACGGAAGUUUGGCCCAAAUACGGUCGCAACGACUCUAGUCACGAAAACAACGAAGAGGACAAUGCUGACCAACGCAUGCACUGCGACUUCCCUAGUCACACGCUUACGCAUCCGCCUCCUUGGGACGAACCUGAUGCAGUCUCUAUCAUCUUGUACCUUUCGGACGUGGAUGAGUGUUACGGUGCCACAGCCGUCGUACCUCGCACAGGAAAAGAUGAUCCAGCAUAUACAUAUCCGCUUUCUCAAAUGCCGGGUUUCGGCACGACCGAAUGGAAAAACAACCGGAAUAUAGCUGAAGCCUACCUACGAGAAGUAGCUCCAGAGGUGGCACAAUACCGUGCCGAACACUUGUACCCCCGCGAAAAGCGGGUUCGCUACCGGUUCGGAACAGUGCUAUUCUACCGACAGGACGCUUGGCAUAGAGGUACAGAGCUCAAGCCGGGCUGCUUGCGUGUCGUCGUCAACAUGACGUAUCGCAAAGCCAUAGCCGAAUGGAUAAGCACCAUGCACAUUGGUUGGGCGUGGGCAAUGAUGCGCAAAAAUCUCCCCUUAGAGAAUCUGGUGGCGAAAGCCACUGUCGAGCAGCGUUGCAUUUUGGGGUUCCCGAAACCGGGGCAUUCGUACUGGACGCCCAUGACCAUUGCAGCCGUUGCCGCUCGUUACGAAGCACUUGGCAUGGAUAUGAAGCCAUACAUUGAAGCCAUUAAACAAUAGUUCAGUGUGUCCAGGUAUUAGUAGUAAAUAACGUAGAGACCAAACAAAGAAAUAUUUUGGGUGAAAUAAAAAUUUUGGGCGACAAUUCAA